Molecule: messenger RNA, 8150 nt
Organism: Loxodonta africana (African savanna elephant)
Lineage: Eukaryota; Metazoa; Chordata; Mammalia; Proboscidea; Elephantidae
Gene: YWHAH-AS1
Product: YWHAH antisense RNA 1
Source: RefSeq, a predicted model, not a curated record
AAGGCGGGCCGGCUCUAACGGUCUAUUUCAAGGUGACGUCACCUACUAUAAAUAGCCGCCGCCGCCGCCCCGCCCCGGAGCCGCGCAGGCGCUCUGCGAGUGCUGCAUUUUACUGCCGCAGAGGUGGAGGUGGGAGUCGAGAGCGGCGCUGGAACGCUGCGGAGCCCAGAGAGGGGCGCGGUGAUGGUGGCUGCACAGGCAGCGGGAUGUCGCAGCCCCAUCCGGAAAAGCGCCGCUGAAGCCGCAUUAGCUGUCUGACUUGAGAAGAAUCCAGAAGGGAAAGCCACUGCGUGGAGAAGCUGGAGGCCAUGGGCCCAGGGCGGGCCGGGCCGGCCGGCCCCUGCGUCCCGCCUGACCGGAGCCCAGCCUGGCCAGCGGCUUCGCGGGCCACACCCUGCAGUCUGGUCUGCACUGGCCUGGCAGGAUCAGGUCCACACUUCCCCGGGCUGCAGGCAGUGCCUUCCACAAGAGGACAGUCACAGCACACUUCCUAGGAGCCCGCCCAGUGCUGGGCCUGUACCGGCAUUCUAGUUGAUCACCACAACCCAGCUCGAGAGUGAGCCAGCUGGUGUUCCCACCUUCCAAAUGUGGAACCUGAAGCAGAGUGAGACUAGUGACUUGCUGAGGGUUACACAGCCUGUUAAGUGGCGGGGUCAGGAUCUGGGUUCAAAUUCAGCCUGGACUCCUUGCAGGGGAAGAGGGCGGCGGAUUGGCAGGCUAGUCAGUAAGCCCCUCCCAGCCCUGGCAAUUGAGGGCUGAAGGUCCCUCACGCCCUGCCUGGGCGCUAGCCAAGCUAAGAAAAUCACUAGGACUAAACACCGCCCCAACUUACAAGAUGCCGACUCUAGCCAGGAGAGGGGGCGGUGGACUCUCUUGAGAAUUUUAUUGAGCACCUACUGCAUGUUCAGCAGUGAGAAUAGGAAGCUACUGAGUUAAGAUUCAGCCCUUGCCCCUGAGAAGCUGAGGUCUAAAUACUCAAGAACAGGUAAGCUGGACUUGAAGAAAAUGAGUCAGGAAAAAUGUAUUAUUAGGGAGUGGGAUGUAGCCUGGACAAAGGCUUCGCAGUGAAGAUAGGAACAGAAUUUGAGAGAGGGUGAGAAGUGAGACCUGGCAGUGGGAGAUGAGGUUAGGUGGGGCGAGAUUACUGAGUAUUUUAAAUGCCAGACUGAGUAUUUGAGGUUUUAUUCUUAGGUGCAGUGGUUAAGAGCCGGGCUGCUAACCAAAAGGUUUGAACCCACCAGCCCCUCUAUGAGAGAAAGAUGUGGCAGUCUGUUCCUGUAAAGAUGACAGUCUUGGAAACCCCAUGGGGCAGCUCAGCUCUAUCCUAUAGGAUGAGUAUGAGUUGGAAUCAACUCCACAGCAAUAUGUUUUGGUUUUGAGGUGGUGAAAGAUCCCUGGGUGGUGCAAAUGGUUGGUGCUCCACUACUGACCUAAAGACUGAAAGUUCAAAUCCACCCAGUGGUGCCACAGAGGAAACCCCGUUGAUGUAGUGGUUAAGAGUUUGCCUGCUCAUCUGGGGUCUUAAACUCUAGCAAGCAGCCAUCUAAGAUGCAUCAACUGGUCUCAACCCACCUGGAUCGAAGGAGAAUGAAGAACACCAAGGACACAAGGUAAUUACGAGCCCAAGAGACAGAAAGGACCACAUGAACCAGAGGCUACAUCAUCCUGAGACCAGAAGAACUAGAUGGUGCCCAGCUGCAACAGAUGACUGCCCUGACAGGGAACACAACAGAGAACCCCUGAGGGAGCAGGAGAGGAAUGGGAUGCAGACCCCAAAUUCUCAUUAAAAGACCGUACUUAAUGGUCUGAUACUGGAAGGACCCCGGUGGUCAUGGCCCCCAGGCCUUCUGUUGGCCCAGGAGAGGAACCAUUUCCGAAACCAACUCUUCAGACAUGUAUGGGACUGGACAAUGGGUUGGAGAGGGAUGCUGGCGAGGAGUGAGCUUCUUGGAUCAGGUGGACACUUGAGACUAUGUUGGCAUGUCCUGCCUGGAGGGUAGAGGGGGUUAGAAGCUGGCGAAAUGGACACGAAAAGAGUGGAGGGAGAGAGCAGGCUGUCUCAUUAGGGAGAGAGUAAUUGGGAGUAUGUAGCAAGGUGUAUAUAAGUUUUUGUGUGAGAGACUAACUUGAUUUGUAAACUUUCACUUAAAGCACAAUAAAAAAAAAAAAAAGUUGGCCUGCUAACCAAAACGUCUGCAGUUUGAAUCCAUCAGGCGCUUCUUGGAAACCGUAUGGGGCAGUUCUGCUCUGUCCUGUGGGGUCGCUAUGAGUCGGAAUCCACUCAGUGGCAAUGGGUUUGUUUUGUUUUGGUGCCACGGAAGAAAGGCCUGGUGAUCUGCUUUCAUAAGGAUUACAGCCAAGAAAACCUUAUGGAGCAGUUCUACUCUGUAACACGAGGGGUUUCCAUGAGUCGGAAUCAACUCUAAAGCAGUAGGUUUGGUUUGGUUUUUUUUUUUUUUGGAGGUGGUGAAAGUCAUAGUUCAGGACAUGAGUCUGGCUCUGGAGAGUAAGAUACAUAUUAGAGGGGUGAAAAGGCAGCGCCUGGAGAUUGGGUGUCUUCUGGACCUCAGCUUUGCCAUCUGGAAAACUGGACUUGGACUAUUGAAAGGACUGGAAUAGAAAUCUGCACCCUGGAAUGUCAGAGCAAGCAGGGCCCUUAAGGAAAAAAAACCUAUCUAUCCUUUUUUCUUGCAUAAAGGGAAACUGAGGACUUAGGGAGAGGAGCGGCCAUCCCCAUUUGCACAUACCUGGUUUCCUGCCUCCCGGACCUUCUUCUCCCCUUUGGAAUACUAAAAUGAGGACAUCGGCACCCAUGGAACAGGAUUUCGCUGUGGGUCCAGGACGCCCCAUCUAGGCUUAACUGCGCUUCGUAGAAUCACCUUUGCUGACUAGAAAUGGAAUCAAGGUUAACAAACCAGGCUGAUCCUCCCCCUAGUGAAUAUCUUUAAAGAGCAUGCUAAACAAAAUGCUAGAUAAUAAUUAAUCCUCUCCUCCACCCCCACAAGGAUGGGGUUCCAGUGGGAGGUGGAGAAGGGUCCAGGGCUGGUUGGGGGGACCCCCACAACUACUUCUAGUCCUAGAGGCUUUGCUUUUCUGAUCAUGUUGGGCUGAGAUUGAAUCCAAAACAGUGAAAUACAGAGCUGGAGCAUUCUAAAUUGAUUUUGGCUAGGUUCAUAAAUGAUGAGUUCUUCCAGGAAGCCUUUCUUUGCUUCUCACCAAACUUCCCUUUCUCCACUUCCUCACCUGCCACCCGCUGCUCAGCCCACUGUGCUCUGGCUCUGUCCCCACUCCUCCAGCUAGAUGGCCCUCUUCGAGGCCAUGUGUGGCCUUCUUGUUGCCAAAUACAAGGACACUGGGUACUCUUCACCUCCUGGUCCUCUUGGACACAGCUCUCACCCAGGGGUGGAUUAACCAGGGCACUGUAUGCACCGUAUACAGUAAGCAAGGUAGCACGGCUUGAUUGUGUUUACCUACUAAUCUGAAGUGAACAAUUUCACCUGUCUUGCCAGUUACCAGGUGAAAUUGUGCACUGUAUAUUAGUAAAUCAGCAUGGCUAAGCUUGUGCCUAUCUUGCUUAUUGGGUAAUCUGCCCCUGCCACCCCUCCUUAAAACUCUCCACUUGACUUCAUGACCCUACACUCUGGUUUCCCCUCCAUUCCUCUGGCCACGCCUUUCGUCUUGUGUGUGGACUCGUCUUCUAGGCCUACCCUGAAAUGCAGGGUUCCUCAGGGCUCUGUCCCAGGCCAUCUUCUCACUCUGCCCCCUCCUGUAUGACCUUGUCCACCCUCACUGUUGGGAGGAAGGAGACAUCUACCAUGUUGCAAGCACCACGGAUGGUCAUAGUUUUUCCUCAGGCUCCCCCUGUAAAAAAAAAAAAAAAAUUUUGUAAGGUAGGUACAAUUUCCAUUUCUGUUUUACAGGUGAGGGAAUGGGCACAGAGAUGUUCCAUGACUUGAACGAAGUCAUACAACUGGUCAUCAGCAGACCUACAAUUCAAACUCGGGCCCCCAGAUUCAGACUCUCAAGCCUGAUGGCCCCAUGCUGCCCUGGUCUUCGCUGAGACAAGCUCAGACGUGACUCCUUUUUCAAAGUCAUUCACAUUGUGAAACGCACACACAACUUCCAACCUUUUAGCCUGUACACUUACCAGCAUCCAUCUCCUUUUGCGCCGGAGAGAGAGCUACCAACUACCGCGCACCAAAAAAAAAAAAAAAACCCAAUCCUAUUGCCAUCAAGUUGAUUCGAACUCACGGCGACCCCAUGUGUUACAGAGUAGAACUGCUCCAUCAGGUUUUCUUGGCUGUAAUCUUUCCAGAAGCAGAUCGCCAGGCCUUUCUUUUGUGGCACCACUGGGUGUAUUUGAACUGCCCAACAUUCAGGUUAGUAGUCUAGUGCAAACUGUUUUUGCCGCCCAGGGACCUGGCAACUCCUCAAAACCUCACAAACAAAGAUUACAACAACCACCUUGGACAGGGCACGCGUUCCCAGGACUCUCGCCUUCCAAGCAGGAUACCAGAUUUCAUUCCCAGCCAGUGCACCUCGUGCAUAGCCAUCACCUGUCUGUCAGUGAGGCUUACAUAUUGCUAUGAUGCUGAACAGGUUUCAGUGGACCUUCCAGAUUAACAUAGACUAGGAAGAAAGGCUGGUCAUCUACUUCUGAAAAUCACCCACUGAAAACCCUAUGGAUCACAACAGUCUGAUCUGCGGUCUAUAUGGGGGUGGCGCAGGACGUAGCAUUUUGUUCCAUUGUGCACAGGGUUGCUAUGAGUCAGAGGCCGACCCAACAGAAGCUACCGGCAAGUUUUGAUCAACAAUUAUCUCCUUGGAACAACUCCAAAGAGAGCUCCUGAGCGAAGUGAAGGAGGCCAAUGGUUAACGUUAAACAUAAUGUGUUCCUUCCUUAGGGGGCCAGAGCAGGUCCCAUAGCAGGGUCCAGGUUUGCAUCUUCACCUGGCAUAGUGUAUCACUCAAGGAACAGACCCCACCCCCCUGGCUUCCUGAGAACUGUGUGUGGUGUGAUGGGGGAAAAGAAUCUGGUUCUAGAGCUGCUCUGCCACUUACCAGAGUAACCUUAGGCAAGGCACUUGUCCUCUCUGAUUAUGUUUUCUCCCCAGAAAAUGGGUCUAGCCACACUUGCUUCCUAGGGUGCUUGUAAGAAUCAGCAAGAGCGUGUCUGUACUAUGUCUGCCUGAGCAGCACAUGGUAAUUCCUGGCUGUGUACCACUCUGUAAGCCAGUGAUGAUGCUCCUUGCACUCGACUAGAUUUCUAAAGCAUUGCCAGAACCCUCAGCUGGAGCCCAGAGAAUAGGUGACCCAGAAAAGGCACGUCUGUUUUUCUUUUUCUUCAAUACUCUGGGCUGCUCUGAACUCCUUGAGGAGCCUGGACAACAAGGAGCAUAUUACAGAGAGGACCCUUUUGUUCCAAGGAGAUGGUAUUUACACUGUUGGCAUGGUUACCAUCUUGAGCAGGAGGGGUCACCUGCCCACAGAUCUGUGUCACCCAGAUAGGAUUUUAACUUUUCGUGUUUUUUUCCAAACACAGGCCGCCUGCUGCCAGCGUGACCUUGCUGAUCCGAAGCCAAUAUGAUAAUGCUAACUGCAGCUCUUAUUUAUUAAUCACUUACAUAUAUUAUCUCACUAAAUCCUCCAACCCUGGGGGGUGGUUGGUUAUCCCCAUUUUAUGGAUGGGGAAGCUAAGCCAAGAGAGGCCAGAUUCUUGCUCUAUGAUCGAGGCAGUCACACGGCCUCCUCCAGCUCACACCAUUUUCUGCUCCUUCGCCUUGGCCCUGGGUCCUUUUGCUGAUAUCAAAUUCCACCCCUGUGUCUAAGAUCAGCCUGAGCACACAGAUUUCUGGAUUGACCCAGAGCCUUCCACCACUCUUCCAAAGCACACUUGGGGAGCAGAUUGGCUCUUAAGGCAGCUUUUGGCAUUAAGAAGUGUGAAAAUGUCCUGGGAGCUGCAAUCUGUGAGCUGGUGGAGCUCAGAGCCCCAUUCUCACCACCCGCCCCCCUAAAGCAUGUUCAGAGGAGCCUGGCUCUGGGGGAAAGACAAAGCUGUCACUUAUGAAAUCACAGUUAAAAUGAGAGAGGAAAAGGCUUUUGCUUCAGUUCUGUAGCUGGCUGGGUAACUUGUGCUUCUUGGCCAGAAAUUUCUAGAUCCUUUGGCUUAAACCAUCUGGAUAAUUGCCUCAAGCUUCUGCUUGGUUCCCUCUGGGUGGGCCUAGGCAAGGAGGGGCUGCUGCAGUCUGGAAAAACUGGGGGUCAGGAUUAGAGAGUCCCUUGAUCCCCCCUACCUGCAUGUACUCGCCUCUGCUUGUAACCAUAGCUGAGGGCCCUUGGACACAUUACUUCUGCGCUCUGAGCCUUGGAUUUCUUAUCUGUAAAAUGGGAAGCUGCAGAAAACAGUUUGGCAGUUCCUCAAUAAGUUAAACAUAGAGUAACCAUAUGACCAAGCAAUUUAAACAAAUAGUAGCAUUACUCACAAUAGCCAAAAAGUGGAAACAACCCAGAUGUCUACCAGGUGAUAAACGGAUAAACAAAAUGUGGUAUAUCCAUACAAUCAAAUCUCACUCAGCCAUCAAAAGGAAUCAGUCAAGUAUUGAUACAGGCUACGAUGCGAGUGUACCUUGAAAACAUUAUGCUCGGUGAAAGAAGUCAGACACAAGAGGUCUGGAUGAUUCCAUUUAUAUGAGACAUUCAGAAUAGGCAGAUCCAUAGACACAGAAAGCAGAUUGGUGGCUGCCAGGGGCGGAGAGAGAACUAGGGAGCGACUGCUAAUGGGGGCAGCAGUGGAAAGAAUGGUGAUUAAAAUAUCCUGGAGCUAGAUGAUGGUUGCAGGGCACUGUGAAUAUACUAAAUGCCACAUCAGAUUGUGCACUUUGAAAUUGUUAAAAUGGUGAAUUUUGUUAUGCAAAUUUUGCCAAAAUAAAAUGGCAGCCCAUACUGGCAUGUGGCAGCUCUGAUAGUCUAGGGCGUUUCACCAUUGAAAGUUCAGCAAGUAAUGGUGUCUUAGUUUUCUAGGCUGUAGUAACAAGCACCACAAAGUGGGUGGCUUUAAAGAACAGACAUUCAUUGUCUUAGAGUUCUAGAGGCUAGAAGUCCAAAUCAGGGUAUCUGCCAUGUCAGUUCCUUCCCAGGGUUUUGAGAGAAGAAACACCUCCGUGCUUUUCAUCUAGCUUCUGAUUUCUGCCGGCAAUCCUUGAUGUUCCAUUGCUACCUGGAGAUGUGUCUCCACGUGGCCUCUUCCCCCUGUCUGUGACUAUGUCUCUGUGUCUAUUCUGCCCUUUUACAAGGCACUCUCAGAAGGCAUUAGGACCUCCCCUGCAGUUAUGACCUUGUUAGCUUCACUGAUAAUAUUUUUGAAAAAGGACUCUGUUUCCAAACAAGGUAACAUCCACAGGAACAGGGGUCAAGACUUCAACAUAUAUUUUGAGGGGACACAGUUCAAUCCGUAACAGGUGGCAAUGACAAUGCAAGAGGAUAGAACAGGGGUGUUUCAAAGGACAAGUGUUUGGAUGCUGUCAAUACAUGGAAUUGAAGAAAGGCAGUUCUCCUAUUUCAUGCCCAAACAUGGGCAGCAGUUUUACCAGUGUACUCUCACUUGGUUUAGAGGGCAAGGAGGAGGAGCCAGGACCAAGGAGGAGGAGCCAGGACCAAGGAGCAGGAGCCAGGACCAAGGAGGAGGAGCCAGGACCAAGGAGGAGGAGCCAGGACCUGGAAGCAGGCCUUCGGGCUCCACCUCCACCAUUCUCUCUGCUGCUGCCCCUGAUCUUUUGACAGACCUCCCUCCAAAUCCUGGUCCCCACUUGCUAACUGUUGGACCUCAUGCCUGUCACUUUGCCCCUCUGAGAUCAGCUCUUCAUCUUUUUUUUUUUCCUCCAAAGACCAAGGACUUUAUUACCAACAGCAAAAGCAGUAGCCAUGGUAGACCUUUUCCCCAGAACCUAGCACUGUGCUUGGCAUACAGCAGGCACUCAAUGAGUACUUGCUGAAUGACUAAAUGCAUUGUGUCAGCACUGGGAUACCGCGGGGGCCCAAGGGAGCCUGGGAGAUCGGAGAGAAGCUUCUGGACUCUGGCCACACGUUACGUUAGCAGCAUCUUCUCCGAGUCCCAGCAGCCAGCCCUCUGGGAUGCCAUUCGAGCCAAAUGA